AUGAUUCGAUUUAAGAAUAGCCACCGUGAUGAUGCCAAAUCUGCUUCAUUACACCUGCCCCGUGAUUCAGAUGAUAGCGUUUUAACCGAUAACAGUAGCAAUGUAUCUGACAUAGUGGAGCAUCGGCAAGAGAAGAUCAAUCGACAACUGAAGUCGAGGAGUCUGGAUAACAGGAAGAGUAUGGAAAAGCCGGCGGCUACACCAUCAACUAGCGAAUCAGGUGCGACUUUAAAACCAUUUUUCCCAACAGCUCUCGUCAAAAAUUUGACUAAGAACUCUCUGGAAAUACUUGAAUGUACUCUCACGAUGAGGCAAAGUGCCACACAUGUGACCAGAUUGAACACACGACUUAUCGAGUCGAUGGCCGGCGGAGAAAUGGCGUUUAUGAGCAGGAUGAUGGCAAUGGGAGCCAGUCCCAAUGCAACUUGCCGGCUGAACCACGUGUCCGUGUGCCACCUCGCAGCAAUGCAGAAUACUGGCGUCUUGGAGUUACUUAUCAAGCACGGAGCUGAUGUGUAUAGAGCUGAUAAGGAAGGCAGAACGCCCCUGCACUUUGCCGCUUGGGAAGGAAACGUUAAACAGAUUGCUUUAAUGCUCAACUUCCCUGAAGGUCUAAGGAAACGCAUUGUGGAAUGUGUUCCUUUGUCAUCGCAAAUAGUCGGAGAAAUAAAAUAUCAUAGUACACCAGUGCAUGCGCUCACGAACAUGACGUGCAAAUCGAACGAAGAGGUUAAACUUCAAGUAGACUGGAGCGAUGGAAUGGAACACAAUUGCAGGAAUAUCAAAGACAUGUUACCGCCAUUCCAGAACGAAAAGAAUAAACAUGGAUGGUGCUAUGGAUGGACAGCGUUACACGCUGCUUGUGCACGUGCACAGCACCAUUGCGUGGAACUUUUGAUUGCUGCGGGCGCUGACAUAAACGCUCAAGACCAAUUUUAUAGGACUCCGCUUGAUGUCGUUGGCUAUGCCCACUACAUGGGGUACAAGAUUGAAGAAAAGGAUUUCAAAGCAACGAUAAAUCUGCUUCUGACUUCUGGGAAAAAAAUUCAAAAAUGUAGGUACAGUCCUAGUUUGAACUCUAUUGACACUCCGUUGCAUACAGCAGUGGAGCUUGAGAGUGAGGGUUCUGUUGAGCAAUUGCUUCUGAGUGGAGCCUCUGCCACCGGUUGGAACAGUGAGGGCGCCACCCCUAUGCAUAUCUGCGUUAAAAAACGAAACAAGGAAUUGUUGCAGUUGCUGGCAGAUUUUAAAUACAAUAAUGAAGAUCCGUAUUUGGCAACAAUAGACGUGAAGAAUAAACAAGGUUUCACUGUACUGUGUGCAGCAAUCAAGGAAGGCUGGACACAAGGCGUGUGCAUCGCUCUCGGAGCAAGAGCAAGCAUUACCAUGAAGGCAAAUGGUGAAUCUCCUAUUCAUAUAGCGGCGCAAAUGGGCAACAUUGAUAUUCUACGACAAAUAAUAACUAUUGCAAAAUUAACUAACACUCUUGACUUCCGUAACGAAAAAGGAGAGACAGCUCUUUUUAAAGCGGUCAGUCAUAGCCAAUUGGACGUUCUAAAAUUACUUAUUUCCUCCGGUUCUGACAUAGGGCUCGUAACUGCUAUGAAAACCAAUAUUUUCCACAUAGCAGCUGAACAAGGCAAUCAGGAUAUAUUGGAAUAUUUACUUGAGUAUAAUCCUCAUGUUACUGUCAGAUUGGUUAACAAGUCUGAUAAUCAAGGCCCCCCAUUAUUUUAUGCAGUCAAAAAUAAUCACCCUGUAUGCGCAGAACUACUAAUUUCCAAAGGUGCACAAGUAGGUAUUUAUGUGCCAUGCAAAGAUUGUAUUGGUAAAGACAUUCUUGAAUGGCAAUCACUUCUGCAUAUAGCAGCAAGAAAAAAUUAUUGCGAAAUAGCAGAUAUAAUUAUAAAACAUGAUAGUAACACCGUCCAUUGCCCUGAUUCUGCCGGACGAACACCGUUACAUGAGGCUUGCAGUAAUGGAAACAGAGAAAUGAUCGUAUUGCUUCUCCGCAAGGGAGCUGAUCUCUCAGAAGUCGGGAGAGGUAGACAACCGAAAUUAAAACUAGCUCCUAUUGAUAUAUUAAUAAAUAACUUGUCGAAACCAACUGAAUUCAUACAAGAAAUAUUUGACUCUUACAUAUCAAGCCAAGGAAAAAGUCUCGAAGAAGCGAAUUGUGAAGUUACAGUCGACUACAGAGUGUUAAUUCCAAGAGAAUCUGAUAUGAAACAAAUGAGAGUUAUCAAUGCCUUGAUAAAUACUGGAAAUAGAUACGACCAGCAUAGACUAUUGCUCCAUCCUUUGGUGCAAACAUUUCUUUUCCUGAAAUGGCAAUCAUUGCUAUCAUUCUUUUAUAGUAUCCUGAUAUUACACGCCUGUUUUGUGUUAUCUCUCAAUAUUUAUGCUCUUUCUAUUUUUUAUUACAAAGAUAAAGAAGAAACUGUUCCAAUAUUUUUCCGUAGUAACGUUUGGAUACAUAUCAUUUAUUUGACCAUAUGCAUGAUUGUAAUUCAAGAAAUAGUAUUUGUCAAAAUGAAAAGUAAGAGAUACCUUAUUUGUUGGGAGACAUGGUUGAAAAUCGGAUAUAUAACGCUGGCGGUUUUCUUACCUCGAAUUGUGUCAUGGGAAACCAAGAGUAGUUCAGAAUGGGCGCGUCUUGUCGCCACCUUUGCUCUACUUUUUUCUUGGUUCGAAAUGAUGUUCUUACUCUCUAGAUUCCCUGACUGGGGAUACUAUGUUUUGAUGUUUGGUAAAGUUGCAAGUAAAGUCUUAAAGAUUUUACUAUCAUUCGUUUUCCUGGUAUUUGGUUUCUCAGUGAGCUUCAUGAUACAUUUCCAUGCCAAGCCUCCGUUCGAAGGGCCCUGGGGCGCUUUCGUCACAACGUUGGUCAUGAUGACAUCCGAAUUUGAUUAUAAUGACUCCUUGAGCAAGGAUAGCAUCUUAAAAGCAUCAGGAUCACUGUUCAUGUCACGUUUGAUCUUUAUUACGUUUCUGAUUCUAGUUUCAAUAGUUCUCAUGAAUUUGAUAGUUGGUGUGGCAGUUAACGACGUCAAUAAUUUAGAAAUUAUUGGUAGUAUUAAACGGUUAGAGAAGCAAGCGGAAUUUAUAACAUCGCUUGAAGAUAUCGUUUGUAAUAAAUUACUUGAAAGUAUACUACCGAAACGCCUGUACAGUAAAUUAAAAAACAACAUAAGGUUGGAGAGCGUUAUCGUUUUGCGACCACGUAAAGCUACGUGCUACAAUCGUAACCGUCUGCCCACUCGGUUGAGAGAAGCCACUUUUGAACGGGUUCAAUUACAGAAGAAGCAAUCUGACGAACACCUAGGAUCAAUGGUGUUUCAAAUGAAACUGGAUGAAAUAUCAUCCACAAUCAAAGGUAUUGCAGAUAAACAAUGCGCGAAUGACACAAGCACGACCCUGAACCAGAUAUUUAAGGAAUUACGCGAAAUGAAAAGCGAUAUAGACCAAAUUAAACAAUUCAUAGAAAUUACAAAACGACGAUCUCUGUGUAGCAAUAAGUCUGUACCAUUAAUUGUUGUGCCAAAGGAACAAUAA
Molecule: messenger RNA, 3555 nt
Organism: Spodoptera littoralis (African cotton leafworm)
Lineage: Eukaryota; Metazoa; Arthropoda; Insecta; Lepidoptera; Noctuidae
Source: the annotation of a GenBank genome assembly